Colletotrichum spaethianum is the source of this 792-nucleotide messenger RNA. RefSeq names its product protein CMS1. The record is from RefSeq and is a predicted model, not a curated record. Gene Ontology annotation, cellular component: 90S preribosome; nucleus. The coding region runs from base 1 to 792 and encodes 263 amino acids. The transcript has 4 exons. Lineage: Eukaryota; Fungi; Ascomycota; Sordariomycetes; Glomerellales; Glomerellaceae.
AUGUCCAACCCCAAGAAGAGAGCGGCGCCGAGCCAGGACGCCGAGGGCCAGAAGAAGAAAAAGAAGAAGUCGGCGUACCACGUCGACGAGACGCUCCUGAACGGGGAGCUGGGCAUCAACGAGGCCUUUGCCGUCAUGGACAACCAGCUGCUCGCCGACUACACGGCGCAGAAGAUUGCCCGGUUCGGCACGGAUCUGAGUCCCGUCGAGUUGUCCGACCUGUCCAUCUCAGAUGACGUUGGCACAUUAUUGCAGGCGGUGGCUAAUCAGCAAACGACAGCAAACUCCAUCAAGGACACGACGUCGUGGACGGAACCCAGGGCCCUGGAGAAGCUGCCCGAGUUCCUGGAAAAGUUCGCUGAGAAGCCCGAGAGGCUGGGCACGGCGCCCGAGAAGAAGGGCGCGCCGCACACCAUCAUCGUCGCCGGGGCCGGCCUGCGCGCGGCGGACAUUGUGCGCGCCGUGAGGAAGUUCCAGUCUAAGAAGAGCACCGUGUCGAAGCUUUUUGCAAAGCACAUGAAGGUCGACGAGCAGGUCAAGUUCCUGCAAAACACGCGGACGGGCAUCGCGGUCGGCACACCGGCGAGACUCAUGGAGUUGGCCGACAACGGGGCAUUAUCACUGGAGAAGCUGCAGCGCAUCGUGGUGGACGCGUCGCACAUUGAUCAGAAGAAGCGCGGCGUCAUGGACAUGAAGGACACGAUGCUGCCGCUCGCAAGGUGGCUGACGCGGCAGGAGUUCAAGGAGCGGUACGUGGACGAUAAGAAGCAUUUGGACUUGCUGUUUUACUAG